AUGGGAAAUUGUGUGUCCAAUAGAACCAAAAUCUCGACCAAUCUAGACAAACCCCAAAAACAAUACAUACACCAAGCCUUCCUCAGACAAACUCUAACCAAUCCAGAAUCGCGAAACCAAUUGUUGCUAUUCGAGGAAAAUUUCAAUGAAAUAUUUGAUGACAUUCCAUAUCUAGGACAAUAUGCAUAUUGGUUUCUGAUGGGAUUGCAGAAUAAUGAAUCAAAAGGAAUUGAAUAUGAAACAAUAGUACAAUUUUCAGAAAUUUUCAUCUUGGGCAAUUCUCAAAGUGAAAUCCUGACAUUACCAAAUAGAGUUUCUCUCAUUAUCGCAAUUAUUGCUCUCUUUGGUAAUCUAAACAUCCAAGGCUCCCUUAAAGAAUUUUCUACUAUGUCAAUCACUUAUCUUCUGACUUCUAAAUGUCUAUAGGUGUUCAUAGCCAUUAUGAUCCGAAAAUCAAAUAUAAAUGAAUUACCUGUUAAAUCCUUUGUAGAUGCUAUAUUUUCUAAACUUGAUGUCAACAUUCCAAUCUUAUAAUUUAUUAAGUUUAUAGACACCUUUAUGCCAUAAUUAGAGGAAAUCAUUGAAGACUAUUAUUAUGAUAAAUUUCUUGGUGAAUAGAAAUUAUUUCAUUCUCCUCAAUUGUGCAACCCAUCCCAUAUUUUGAAUCAAGAAUGGCUUGCACUCAUGUACUUGUGUUUCAUGCAUAAAGACACAAGCAAAUUGGAACUGCUUUAUUCUAAUGUUCUGAAUGAAAAUUCAUUUGAAUUACUAACAGAUCUACUCACUCAUUCAUCAUCUAGUUUCCUCUUCAUUAUUCAAUGUGAACAUGCAGCCAGAAAGUACAUUUUUGGAGCAUAUACUAACUUUGAAUGGAAAGAUGAUUCCCUACCUAAUGGAAGUAAAGAGGAUUGCAUUUUCUAAUUGUUCCCAUAAUUUAGAGUUUAUAGAACAAAAAAUGAUAAAUUUACAAGAUCACAAUAUGUGUAUCUCAAUUCAAAAAAUGAAGAAUUGGCCAAAGGAAUAGGAUUUGGAGGUGAAUUAGCUAAGGAUUUCAGAAUAUUCAUUAACUCAGAUCUCUUGACAGUUUAAUGCAAAAAUCAUGACAAAACAUAUGAACCAGGAGAGUUGAUGCCAUUAAAGCAAGGAAAAAUUAAUUUAAUGGAGAUUUGGACAAUCUAAUAAAUUCAAGGUACUACUCAAUUCAAAGACUUAAUUUAAUAAAAAAUAGAGGAUCAGGUUGAAUUUGAAGAAUUUGAAAUACCUCAAAUACGUUUAGAUGAAGACAUCGGUUCUUAUAGAUCAGGGGAUCAUUCCUCAUUGAAUUAAUCUAUAAAUGAUUUAAAACAGAAGGAUUCCUGUGAUUGGGAAGGUUCUAGUUAGAAUGGAUUCGAAGAAGAAAUCAUUAUUAAGAAUGAUGGAUACGAAGAAGUCAAGAAGAAUGAAAAAGAAUUUGAAGUUGUUGAAUUAAAUGAUAGUAAUAACAAAACUAGUAUCAAUGUACAAAAUUAAGUGGUUCAGAAUAACCAAUUUGAAUUUGAAGAAGUAGAAGUUAAGACAGCUGAUAAAAUGGAUUCAUCUGCCCUUUAGGUAGUUUAUAAUGUAAAAUCAGGAAAAUUUGGGGAUGCAUCUUAAGAUGAUAAUUGGAAUGGAGAUAAUUCCGAUUGGAAAGGAGAUACUAGCAGUUCAAGCAAGUAGAAGGAAUUGCUUGUAAGCUAAGAUUUAAAGACGAUCAAUGAGAAUCUUCAGGAAUCAACUCAUGCAGAAUCGUGAAUAUUAAAAAUCAAAAUUUAUUACUUAAUUUUCUAUUUA
Molecule: messenger RNA, 1809 nt
Organism: Paramecium tetraurelia
Lineage: Eukaryota; Ciliophora; Oligohymenophorea; Peniculida; Parameciidae
Exons: 4
Source: RefSeq, a predicted model, not a curated record